AUGGACUUUGGAAAAGAAUUUGGAACAAAUCCAAAAUUAAUUUUCCAACCUUCUUCAACCUUUAUCAACAAUAUAGAAAAACAAAAAGUAUGGGAGGAACAAAUUAAUGAAAAUUUAUUGCCUAUAGAAAUAAGAAGGCAAAGUGAAGGAAUACCCAAAAAUUGUUUUUGCGGCUUUGAUAUAAUCAAAUUUUAUAAGAAAAUUGAAACUAAAGUUUUUGGACAAUUUAUUGUUUUUGUGCCUGUUUGUACAUCGACUAUGAAUAUUGCUGAUAGGUAAAAACACAGAAAAAAUACAGAAAAAAUACAAAAACUUUCUGAAUGGUCGGUGAAUUGUCUGGAUGAAUUCCGUAUUGUCAGUGAAUUGUCUGGACGGUGAAUUGUCUGGAUGAAACCCGUAUUGUCAGUGAAUUGUCUGGACGGUGAAUUGUCUGGAUGAAUUCCGUAUUGUCGUUGAAUUGUCUGGACGGUGAAUUGUCUGGAUGAAUUCCGUAUUGUCGGUGAAUUGUCUGGUCGGUGAAUUGUCUGGAUGAAUUCCGUAUUGUCGGUGAAAAAAACACGAAAAACACAGAAAAACACAAAAAACACAAAAAUACAAAAACACAAAAACACGA
Molecule: messenger RNA, 613 nt
Organism: Meloidogyne enterolobii
Lineage: Eukaryota; Metazoa; Nematoda; Chromadorea; Rhabditida; Meloidogynidae
Source: the annotation of a GenBank genome assembly